Messenger RNA from Chiroxiphia lanceolata (lance-tailed manakin), 1554 nucleotides. It is a transcript of the gene GJA10, whose product is annotated as gap junction protein alpha 10. Gene Ontology annotation, biological process: cell communication. Lineage: Eukaryota; Metazoa; Chordata; Aves; Passeriformes; Pipridae. The record is from RefSeq and is a predicted model, not a curated record. The transcript has a single exon. Bases 1 to 1554 code for a protein of 517 amino acids. Gene Ontology annotation, cellular component: connexin complex.
AUGGGGGACUGGAACUUGUUGGGCAGCAUCCUUGAAGAAGUGCACAUCCACUCCACCAUAGUUGGCAAAAUCUGGCUCACAAUCCUGUUCAUAUUCCGGAUGCUGGUGCUGGGAGUGGCUGCUGAAGAUGUCUGGGACGAUGAGCAGUCCGAGUUCAUCUGCAACACAGAGCAACCUGGCUGCAACAACAUCUGUUAUGACAAAGCCUUUCCCAUCUCUUUGAUCAGAUACUGGGUUCUACAGAUCAUAUUUGUCUCCUCCCCAUCAUUAGUGUACAUGGGCCAUGCACUCUAUAGGUUAAGGGCGCUUGAGAAAGAGCGACAGAACAGGAAAGCCCACCUGCGGGCUCAGCUGGAAGACCUGGAGCCCAUGCUCGAGGAACACAGGAGAGUGGAGAGAGAACUGCGUAAGCUGGAGGAACAGAAGAAAGUGAAUAAGGCACCCCUGAGAGGGUCCCUGCUGCGCACAUAUAUCCUACAUAUCCUGACCCGGUCGGUGGUCGAAGUGGGCUUUAUGAUAGGUCAGUAUCUUUUAUAUGGGUUUCACAUGUCCCCUCUUUACAAAUGCACUCGGCCCCCAUGCCCUAACACGGUGGAUUGUUUUGUGUCCCGACCCACAGAGAAGACCAUCUUUAUGGUUUUCAUGAACAGCAUUGCCGCCGUCUCCCUCUUCCUCAACAUCCUAGAAAUCGCCCACUUGGGCCUCAAGAAGAUCCAGAAGAGCCUGUGCGGGCAGCCGCAGUGGCCGGCAGGCCUCGCCGAGGAGGAUCCCAGCCUGUACAACUCCAAGAAGAGCUCCGUGGUGCCGUCGCCGCCCCGCCUGGCCAGCAACGCGGCCCCGCCGCGCCCCGCACCCGCCCCGCUCCCGCCACCGCCGCCCGCACCCGGCGCCCCCGGCCCGCCGCCGGCCCGGCAGCACCGCGGGCAGCUCCGGGGGACGCCACCGCCCCGCCGCCGGCACCACGGACAGCACCAGCCCUCCUCCAGCAGCGAGGAGGCGCCGCGGGCCGCCGCGCCGGGCAGCGGGGCAGGGGCGGCGGGGGCACCGGCAGCCGCCCGCCGGGCGCCCCGCAGGCACAGCCGGGUGAGCGCCUGCCGCGAUCUGGAUGAGGAGCGCGGCGACUCCCCGGACAGCGGGCACUGCCCAGGCACGCGCAAGUCCAGCUUCCUCUCCCGCGUCCUCACCGGGAGCCGGGCGGGCAGCGACAGCGAGGGCACCGCGUCCCGCGGCGGCUCCGGCCCCGGCUCCGGGUCCGUGUCCGGCUCUGAGGGGAAGCGCCGCGAGGAGGGCGCGCCCAGCCCGCCGCCCGCCGCCAAUAUGGGACGCCGCGUGUCCAUGGCAAGUAGCGCCCGGGGCAGCCCGAGGGAGGUGGGCGAAGGGGGGCCCCCGUACCUUGUCCCGGCACGGGGGAGGAGAGGCCGAGCCAGGGGGCAGGAAGGCUCGGGCAGGACUUCCAACACAGCCCCAGCGCCUCGCGGUCUCCCGGACCAUGCCAAGCUCCCAAACGUUGAGUCUCCUUUUGCAGUGAAAACAGAAACACUAGGGAAGUCCUGA